Paramuricea clavata is the source of this 3774-nucleotide messenger RNA. NCBI's taxonomy places the organism in Eukaryota, Metazoa, Cnidaria, Anthozoa, Malacalcyonacea, Plexauridae. The record is from the annotation of a GenBank genome assembly.
AGCGAAGAGACAUGCCCUCUAAUCUAUAGUCUUGAAUGACACUGUGAACUCUGAUGUUGAUUGGCUAUUUUAUUUGGCUGGCCAAUAACAAAAGCCAACUACCUAGAAUAACAGACAGUGAUUCAUGGAAAGGCAUGGGAAAAUCACGUGCAGAAGCAGCAGAACGUACAGUUAGUCACAAGUUCUACUGCGUGGUAAAGGUAAAUAUAUAUGUGCAAUACGUAUGUACAAAUAAGAUUAUGAAAUGUGAAAUCUGUUUCGGCAUUAAGCAUAUGGAAAUCAUUUAAGCAUGGGAGUACUUGAACGAAUUCGCAGCAGUUGUUUAUCUUGUCUAUCUUGUUUUGGUUUGUCAACUCCACGCAGAAAUACCUAUCCUGACCAUGAUAUUCCUAAAGUGUUCGAACAAUCGGCGAGUAAUUACCGAACUAGAAGCAGUCGUUCCAGCAGCAGCCAACGAUAUUCGUCUAGAGCAACAAGACCUUCAUCUUCCUACUACUCACAAACUGCUAGAAAACCAACACAACCCCGAGAGGAACGUCUAAUCUUCACAGGCUCAAGUAGUUCUAUUGAGUGUACAUCGACCCGUACUGGGAAAACAUCGAGUGGUUCAGGAGUUGCAACGAAUAUUUCAACAGUACCCGUAAAUAAAAUACGAAGUAAGUCGACAAAUACUGGUCCUAGCGAAGUAACUCAGCGUGCCAUUAUUCAUCAUGCCAAACAACAACAUCAAGCUCGUCAAGUGAAACCACCACAAACACAGCCUGUUAAGUUAUCACAAGCAGAAUCAGUAAAACCACCACAAACACAGCUUAGUAAGUCCUCAGCAAAGUCAGUAAGGCCACCAGAAACACAGCCUGUUAAGUUAUCACAAGCAGAAUCAGUAAAACCACUACAAACACAGCUUAGUAAGUCCUCAACAAAGUCAGUAAGGCCACCACAAACACAGUCUGUUCAGUCCUCACCAGCAGUGUCAGUAAGACCAUCACAAACACCAGUGAAGAUUUCCUUGAGAAAUUUUACUUGUCAACUUAAAACUAGACCGAAAGAUCAAACCUUUAAACCUAAAGGUGAUACUAUAUACCAAAACCAAUGGACUGCAUGCAGUGCUGUUAUCAUUGAUCAGUUUGGCAAACAACUGUCCAAUUCUACACACACGAUAGGGCUAAGCAGCAAUUCUCGCGUAGAAUUUUGUGAUUACAAAGCUAAGGCUGGUCGUCUUCACUUUAAUAUGAAAUGCAGUGAAACAGGGAAUAUUUCAAUAUCUAUUAAGAUUGAUCAAUUUAAAUUUAUCAAAGAGUUGUACGUAACUUGCAGUCCGUGUUCCAGCAGUUUGUGUGAAAUGGUUGUCACGAAAAUUGAUUCGCCGCAUAUUAAUUCACUUGAAGAUGAAUGGGUAUAUCGACUGGCCAUUGUUGAUGUUUUUGGUGAGCCGAUACUUGCAGAUUCGCCUGAAAUCUACGAACUGGAAACCGCUUCACCAGGUGAAAAUAAGGUUGUACAAAAGCUUAUGUAUUCCAAGGACGGUAAGAAAUAUUUUGACAUAACUGUAAGGGGUGAGAGACCUUGGUCAAAAGAUCUUGUUCUUCUGCUUAAUGGAAAACCAAUCCCCCCAGUCACGGAAUUUGAAGUCUCUCACGAGGAAAGUGAGAAAAUUGCACCUUUUCUUGAGAAACACAAAAAUGUAUUAUUAGAAAGAGAUCAAGUUCCCAUUGAUGAUAUUGUUGAAUGUCUGGGCUCUCGUAUGUUUAUACCAUUUCUAACAGGCGACGAUGAUGGAAAGUUUGUCCCUUACAAUGGAAACAACUGUCAAAUACAGCGUCUUCCAGAUCGGAAUGGCUACCAACUGGUCUGUCAAAAUGCUAAAAAAUACGAUAUCUUGGGUGCAGAUUCUGCACACGUCAAUAACAUCAAAAGAGUUCUUCAACUUAAAGAUCGUGUUGAAAUCAACGAAUCAGCAGAUCAAACAAAUGUCAUCAUUGACCUCAGAAAUGUUCAAUCUCAUCGCCAUCCAUUUGGUAAAGAAGUUGUUCAACAUCUUCUUCGUGGUUUAUAUUACCGAAGGAAAGCUGCGGAAGUUGCCAAAGUUCGUAUGAAAUGGAAAAAGAGGUUUACUUCUCUUCAUAGAGUAUUACAACUGUCGUUAGGGAAUAGUCCAAGCUUAAAACUUUGUAAAGGUUUUAAAGAUUUCUUUGGCGGGUUAAUGAAUAAAUACAAUCGGGAUGCUUGCGAUGAACUGUUUAUGUUUUUCAAUUUCCAGCGAGACAAGAGUGAGGUAGAUCUUCACGGUUUACUUGUUGCUGAUGAAGAGAGAUUAGAGUUGCUGAGGUUGGAAAUGUUGCGUGGAUCGCUGAGUAAUGAAGAGAUCGAAGCAUUUUUUGGACAGUGCAAGAUGAAGAGUUUUAAAGGUCGGAAAAAGCAAGCUUUGAAGAACGAAUUGUUGAAAGGAGAAAUGCCCGAAGAUGAAAUUGAUGAUUUCAUAGAAUUAUGUCGAGAUGAUAUACACGAUGAAUUUCGUUUGGACGCCUUCGAACGAGAGUUGUUACAGAGACAGCGACAGAGCAAACAUGUGGAUGGCAUCAUAAAGCAGUGGAGAUCAGAAAGUGAUGAAGCUAUCCGGAAAUUGGAAAAAACAUUGGAGAAUUUUGAUCUUGAAGAAGCAAUCAAGCGUAACACACCAUGGCUUGAGAUUAUAGUUGGAGCUGGUCGUCACAGUAGAAGAAAGAAUGAACAAAAUAUCCGACCAAAAGUUGAGAAACUUCUCAAAGAAAGAAAUCUUCAGUUUGCUGCUGUGAACAAAGGAUCACUUGUAGUCACGUUUCAAACCUACAGAGGUCCCGAGCCUUGUUUCGGAGAAUAUUAUUGCGUGAAUUGUGACCGAUGUUGGAAAAGCAGUAAAAGUUAUGUCAUGAAAUAUCAGAAAUGUUCUCGAUGCCAAGUCAAUUGUUGGCCAGUCAAACAACGAGAAAAAGAGAAAGUCGAAAAUUACCAGCGUGAUGGUGCUAGGUCGGAGAAACGUCAGCGAGGUCCUCAUCAAACAAGUCUUUGCCAGAAAUGUCAGGAGUUAGGAUAUCCUUGCAACGAAGAUGAUUACUAUGACUCUGAUUCUGAUUACUGAACAGCGUCACUCAGGAAACAAAACUAUUUUAUGUCAAGAUUCAACUUUUUAAUAAGUAUCAAUGAUUAUACCAGAACAGAAAACGGUGUUUAAUAUUCAUCGAAUCCUAAAUUAGCCUUUUUCAAAUCUUCCUCAGAAUGCGCGUCAAACAGUGGAAAAUUUGAUUGCACAUUAAGUCAGGUUUGCAACAGUAAAACAUACUUGACUGUAGUUUUGUUACAUACACAUAUAUUAAAGCUACAAUCCUGGACAAAACCAUCUGCGACACUCUAUUAAAACAUUCCUUUGUGGCUUUUCUUACCAGUUAGAUCGGAACACGGUUAAUAUUAACCGUGAUCGGAAUAAUUUACUCGUUUGCACCCCUCCACCCCCCAAAACAAUGUUGGACGUUUUACCUGUAUUCUACGAAUGCAAUCAACAUUGAUUGGUGGGGGUAAGGGGGAGGUUUUCUAAAUUUACGAUAAUAUUACGACAUUUUGUCAAGUAAUUGGAAGUGUCGCAGAUGUUUUGUCCAGGAUUGUAGGCCAUGUUACUACCAGUGUUGACAGUGCCAAUAAUAAGAAAGCUGCGUAUUGAUAGAGAUACUUGAAAAAUAUAAGGAGCCUUCGACAUUUCGAGCGAAGUGGAGGGCAAAGACAUUUAAGUCCCUCCAACUAAAA